Molecule: messenger RNA, 1924 nt
Organism: Acanthoscelides obtectus
Lineage: Eukaryota; Metazoa; Arthropoda; Insecta; Coleoptera; Chrysomelidae
Source: the annotation of a GenBank genome assembly
GCUAUGUAGACGAGGUCUACUACCAAUUGAAUUAUUAAGAAAACUUUACCAAUGACGUGCUAUUAACAUUUCCAACAUCUUGUCUGACCUUAGUGGACAUGAACAACGUAAAUCCAAAUAGGACACCAAAAUUCUGUCACGUACACGUACAUGAGAAUUUAUCGAUCAGAUGAAAACUCAUGUUUCGAUUCUAACGUAAACGCUGACCCUUCUUUGCAUACAAUAAAAUUUUACAUAAGCUGUUGUAACAUUCUAUCGACGAACGUCCAGUGUGAGGGUAUCGGCACAAAAACUGGAAAAACUAAAAUGGGUUCCCAAACGCCGCUGACAGAAAUUCAAAAUUUUUACAAAAACAAGACCGUUUUUCUUACCGGAUGUACAGAGUACGUCGGAAAAUUAGUUCUGGAGAAAAUUCUGAGAACGACACCUGUGAAACGCGUGUUCGUACUCGUUAGUGGAAAAGACGGGAAGGAUGCGGAGGCUAGGUGUGCAGACAUUUUUGAUUCUUUGGCGUUCGGACCGCUCAAAAGACAUGACCAAGAAUUCUACAAGAAGGUUUCCCUCGUAGAAGGAGACUGCGAAAAGCCAGAUUUGGGACUGAAAGAGGUAGACAAAAAAACGAUCGUAGACGAAGUCGAAUGCAUCUUCCAUUGCGGUACUACGACAAAUGCCGAGCAAGGUCUCAAGCAAGCUGCAUUCGUCAACGUCAGAUCUACGAAAAAAAUAUUAGAGAUAGCGAAAGAGAUGGAAAAGUUAAUGAGUUUCGUAUUCCUUUCGUCGGCGUAUUCCAACUUCACACUCUAUGAAAUCCACGAAGAAUUCUAUGAGCCGCCUGUCCACUAUAACAAACUGAUAGCACUUUGCGAGGGCGAGGAGGAUUUAAUCAAAAAGUGCGAAGAAACAUGGCUACAAGACUGGCCUAAUGCAGCUGUGUACACGUUGAGUAUAGCAGAAACUUUGUUAAAAAACGAAGGCAAAGGAUUGCCUAUAAGCAUCAUAAGGCCAUCGCAUAUAUUACCAUCAAUGGAAGAUCCGAUAACGGGAUAUGUAGAAGAUGGAUCUGGACUGACGUCUUAUGCUGUGAAUCACGCAAUGGGAGUAAACAGGGUGUUCUAUUACAAUAAAGGCGCUUUGGAUGUAGUUCCUGUCGAUUAUGUUGUUAAUAUGAUUAUUGCAUCAGGGUGGUACGUCGGUUUACAAACGUUGAGACUCAAAAGGGGCGAUAUCACAUCCAUAGAUACACAAAUUUAUCAUUGUGUCAGUUCUCAAGAAAAACCAAUUACAACAGAGGAAUUCUUCGGAACAAUCCAUUCAGUUUUCCGCGAAGUGCCCACCAACAGGAUGAUACAAAUACCAUUCGCUUUUCAUACGGCUUGUUACUACAAUUACAAGUUAUUGAUACUAUUCUUCCAUUACUUCAUGGGCUUCCUCUGUGAUACAGGACUAAAACUUGCAGGGAAACAACCAGUAGUGGUGAAUAUGUAUCACAAGAUCCAUCGCGCGCAAGAGCUGAUGAGUCCGUUCCUCCUGAAACAAUGGUACUUCUCCAACGAUAAUGCCCAGAAACUGCUAAAAAGGAUGUCGUUCGCGGACAGGGCAAUCUACCCGUUCGAUAUCCUGAACAUCAACUGGCAGAACUACUUCGUGACUUUGGCUAGGGGCGUGAGGGUUUAUUUGCUGAACGACCCUAUGUCGACGUUGACGGAGAGCAAAAAACGGCAGCAAUGGAAGCAGAUCGUUCAGAUGAUCUGGGGAGUCGUGUUGGUUGUGAUUUUGUAUCUAAUCGCCAAGAUUUUGGUGUUCAAGAUCAUAUUUAGAUGAAGCGACUUAAGCUAUUGAAAUCAACAUAGUUUUUAUUUGUCCAAUGUACAAAAACUGUAUGUCAACGUUUCUAAGUUGUUAAUAAAUGGUACUGAAGCUAGAU